Messenger RNA from Schistosoma spindalis, 4408 nucleotides. NCBI's taxonomy places the organism in Eukaryota, Metazoa, Platyhelminthes, Trematoda, Strigeidida, Schistosomatidae. The record is from the annotation of a GenBank genome assembly.
CACAAAAAGACGUGGCGGCAUAUAUGGACAUGAUGUCGGAACAUUUACAUGUGACCAUGUGAAUUAAUAUGCAUUUUAUUCUGUAGUUUGUUUGAACCAGAAGUUUUCUACGUUAGACUUGAUCGAUUAUUACGUUAGAUUGGUGAAGCAGUAAAUAUUCAUGCGAUGUUACAAAAUUCGACUUACAUCGAUCAGGCUGAGAGACGGUUGAAAUUAUAUUUGCUUCAUGUAUUGACCGAAGACGAUAACUACUUGAAACGUUUGUCAACAAAACCGUUGCUAAUACCGAAACUUUUAUCAUUAAUUUCAUGUGAACAUGAAUCCUCGAAACCAGAAAGAACUAAAAUUGAUGAAGAGAAUCUUUUGAAAAUUCUCAAACUAACUGAUUAUUUUGCAUUCGUCCAAACCAUUGAAAUGAAUGGAAUUAUUGAAAAUUUAACUUCUCUUUCAACAUACAUUAUAUUAUGUUUAGAAAAAUUAAUAAAAAUAUCAAAAUGUCAACGAAUUCUUCGUAAUCAUAAUGGAAUACCAAUUUUAUUGAAUUAUUUAAGAGUAUGUUUGCAGUACAAAUCCAAUUUAUCCAAACCUAGAAACGUAAGAGAACUGUCCAAUUGUUCAGUUUAUAUAAACUCGUCGACAUAUACCGUAAACACUUCGAUAGAAUGUCUCUGUGAAACGAAAUCGGUACAUGAUUUUGAUCAAGAUACUAUACGGCGCAAUACAUCUAUAUGUGGUAUAUUAUCUCAAUUGGCAAUGAAUGAUUUUUAUGCUCAAAUUAUUGCACGUGAAAAUGGUAUAUAUUUGAUUGGUUCACAAUUAUUAAUUAAAUAUUCAGUUGAGUCAGAAUUGAAACAAACUAAUAAUGUUGGAGAACAACAGAUAAUUGAUAUAAAUAAAUUUGGAUUAGCAAGUAUUCGUCAUUUAUACGUAAAUGCAUUUUGUGCAUUACGUAGACUAUUUAUAUCUGAACAUAAUCGCCGUUUAAUCAAAUCAUUUUUACCAUCAUCUUUAUUAUCGGAAUUAAUCGAAAUCGAUAUCAAGACAUCAACAAUUACAAAUGAUUAUGAAAACUUAGUCAAUCUACUUGAAUCAAUGAAUAAUGAAGAAUAUAAUGAACUUAUUGAAGGUAUAAUUUCUUGUGAUGUAAAUCGAACACCUAUUCAUUGUGUACGUGAAUAUUCAAUUUUAGAAUUACUUGGAACUGGUGCAUAUGGUAAAGUUUUUAAAGCAACAAAAGAUAAAAUGCCUCAUAAUAGUUAUGCAAUUAAGAAGGUUAGUACUAGUCAAAUAUUUUUUGGUCGAACAUCCGAUGAACGUCAAAAGUGUAUUGAUCGUAUAUUGAAUGAGGUCAAUGUUAUACGUCAACAACUGAGACAUCCAAAUAUUGUUCGUUAUUAUAAAACAUUUUUAGAUUCUGAUCAUUUAUACAUUGUGAUGGAAUUAUUGGAUGGUGUUUCGUUGACAGAGUUACUUAUAUCUUUUAAAGAGAAGAAUAUACAUUUCCGUGAAUCCCAUAUCUGGAAUAUAUUUAUUCAGCUAAUAUUAGGUUUACGUUAUUUACAUAAAGAGAAAAAAAUACUGCAUAGAGAUUUAUCAUCAAAUAAUAUAAUGAUUAGUGAAGGUAACAAGGUUACUAUAACGGAUUUCGGUUUAGCAUAUCACAAAACAUUCAAUUCAAAUGAAACAAAAUCAACUGUUGGUACAUUAUUUUAUGCUUGUCCAGAAAUGAUACAAUGUCUUCCGUAUGGUGAAGGUGCAGAUAUAUGGGCACUUGGUUGUAUUCUAUAUCAAAUGUGUACAUUCACUUCACCAUUUCAAGGUGAAUGCAUUCUUAGUACUGCAUCACGUAUUGUAAAAGGUGAAUAUCAGUCAGUUAAAAUUAAAUGUCCAAAUCAAUAUUCUAAUCUUGUUGAUCAAAUAAUUGAAGUUUGUCUAAAACCUGAUCCAACCCAGAGACCUGAUAUAACAGGUGUGGCUACUUAUUUGACCAGUGAUAUUCUGUCCCAAUUAGAUGCUACACAAUCAAAAUGUGCAAAAAUUAAAGGAAAAUUAAAAGAGUUUCAAAAUACCAUUAUAUGUGAUUUGUGUUGUCCUUUUAAACACUCUAAGGAUGAACAAGUUUAUGAGAAACUUAGUACAUAUAUUAAUAAUGUUGGAGUACCUGAUUCCAAUGUAGGAAAAAUAUCAACUACUGCACAAAUUUCACCUACAAUAACAAUCAGUCAGGGUAAUUUACGUGAAAUCAAUGAUCCAGUACUCGGUAUGAUUACAGUAAUGCAUAAGUUAGGGUAUCUUUCUCAAGAAUCCUCAUUCAACAAUAAUAUCAGUUUAGAAUAUGAAGCUAUUCAGUAUAUAGUGAAAAGCUACCAACAUCGAUUAUUUGCUGCCGGUAUAGAACCAAUUACAAUAAAAGAGGAAUUAUUUAAACUUACAUCUCACUGUUCAGAUUGUGUAAAUUAUAAAUUUUUGGAGAUUAAUAAUAAAGAGAGUAAUUCUUCAUUAUUGAAUAUACUUAAAAGUAAUUAUGAGAUAUCUAUUUUAUGAUUACAGAUUGUUCAACCACAGUUUACAUUUGACUAAUUGUUUUAUUGUAAAAUUACUAUAUAUAUUUUUUGAUGAUGUAUAUUUGAAUUAAUUUGAAGUAAGAAGCAAGUGUCUAAAAUAACGUUAGUAACGAACACAGUGUUAACUUGUUGAACUGAUGUUUGAAAAAAACAUAAGUAUAAAUGUCUAUGAAAAGAGUUAGUUGAUUUCUCGACUUUUUCAAGGUUCACCUGACAUUCGUUUAUUCAAUAUAUCGAUUAAGAAUAUGGUCAGUUUUAUAUUACUUUUGGUAAAUUUACAUUUUUAUUUAGAUUUAUCGUAUACGAUAAAAGGGAGAAGUUUAACAAAUCAGUUUACCUCGAUAAUUUUUAAAAGGUUUUUAAACUAGGUUUUAAGACCCCACUGAUUUUGCUCUGUGGAUCGAUGAUCUGAUUGAUAAUCUUUAAACAGGUUUUUAUUCAUCAUUUAACAACACAUUUAUGUCUUCACGAUUUCAUUUUAGCUCUCUUUAUACUGCAAUUUAUAUGGUUUGUCGAAAUAUGGCCAAUUAAGAUGAAGUAGCUAUUGAUUUUCUACGCAAUCAUGGAUUUCCUAUCCUCAUAUUUUAUUUCAACUUAUUCUAAACUUUAUUCUGUAAAUUAACUCAUUACCUAAGGAUAAAAAUUCUCGAAAUGUUUCGAGUAUUCUGUACCCGAAGGUUAUUAAAUGACUAUUAUUAAAACUAGGUCACAAUUUGAUGGUCCUGGAAGAAUUAAGGCUAAUUAAAGUUCGGGAUGAUUAGAUCAAGUAACCCAUGACAGCAGUUUUGAGUUAUAUAGCAAUGUGUAAGUUCUCUAUAUCAAAUCCACGGCGUUGACAAUCGUUUUAUAAGUAGCUUAUAUGUAACAUAGUUCGCAACGUUAUAUUUUUUCUAUGUUAAUUCAAUACUUGCCUAUAUGAAGUAACGUAAUAUUGUCCUAUGUUAUAAAAUAUUUUAUCUGCGUAAAUUAUCAGAGUAAAUUCACAUAUACCAGACAGUUAACCUAAACUUCACCGAUCCAAUCUUCAAUCGGAAAGAUGUGACAAAUUGGAGUAUAACGUUAUUUACCCUCACCGAUAACUUUUAGAGAAAUGCGACCAAGUAUCCUUUUUAGUUAAAAUUGUUCAACAGUAUUCAUCUACAUUUCGACACUCGAUCAAACCUAAUUCACUCAGUUUAAAAGUAAAAAUUAAAGGACCACAAUUGAGUAAUUGGUAGGCUAGAGAAAAGAAAUACGUAGCCUUUUAAUCAUUCGACUGUGAUAUUGCAUUAUAUUUAGUACAUAUGUUUAUGAUAUACUACUCAUUCAAAAUGUGUUUUUGUUUUUACUUUUAUAGAGUUUUCACCUGAUCUGGCUGUCAAAUUAGACAGAAAUGGUUAUAUCAAUUAUGCUAUUUUGAUGUAUUUAAUAGACUUAUUAUUAAAGCAAUGUACAUCAUAUUUUUCUUAAAUUAUCGUACAUAAUUGUUUUACUAUUAAUUCAAUUCAAUUUCAACUGUCUCUCUGUAAAUUAACUAUUGAUGGAAGUGGAAUUUGUUUUAUUUUAUCCUUUUCUUUUUUAAACGAAAUGAGAAUUUAUCACUUCUGUAUUGUCUUGAAGUUCGUAUUUUACAUUAAUAGUUUAACAUUUACACUUAUUAUUUAUUGAAUAGAAAAUCAAGUUUUCUGAUGGGAAAAUAAUUCAGUUAACGACAGUUUAAUUAAAAGUUUAGAUUUAAAUUAAUUCAUGAGAAAAAAAUGGUUCAGAAAAGAGUUCUCUUGUCGGUGAAUGCAUUUUAAAAACUGUAUAAUAGAGAAUAAGUACUUAUUGUUCUAAAGUGAUAAAAAUUACAAUAUUGGUGAUAA